Messenger RNA from Diversispora eburnea, 432 nucleotides. The record is from the annotation of a GenBank genome assembly. NCBI's taxonomy places the organism in Eukaryota, Fungi, Glomeromycota, Glomeromycetes, Diversisporales, Diversisporaceae.
AUGUCAACUUAUUCUUUUCAUCGAAGAAAAAGCAGAGCUUAUAAGGCAAAAACGGCUGUUGAAUUAUUUAAUAAUCUCAACUCAUGGUAUUUGAAUUUAUCACAAAUAAAUCGAACGGAAUAUUAUUUUGAAUUUAAAUUAGCUGAUAAAUUGAGAUUAAAAGGAUUGAGUAAAUGUUCAAACCAACCUUUUGUAAAGAAUCAUCCUGAAGCUUGUUAUAUAAGUCGUUUAUUAAAAUUUUCUAAUCUUCCCGAACCAAUCAAUGAUCUAUUUGGAGACGUUAAUUUAUCACUUGAAAAUUUUACGCGUGGUGAUGAUUCAAAUGAGAAAAUUAGCGAUGUUGAAGUAUAUCUUGACGAUUUGAUUAAAUGGGUUAAAUCAUCUAAGAAAAAUAAAGAAAUUUUUAGACAAAUUGAUAAUUCAAUUUCGUGA